AUGGGUGGAGGCCACCCCAUGCAGACCGUGCUGUUGGCCCCCGGCGUUAAGGACAAGAGGCUGGUCUCGUUCACCCGCGGCGCGCUCAAGGAGAAGGACGCCGUCACCGGAAUCAUCCGUUCCAUCGUCGCCACGGCCAACCCCGCCCAGCGGAGCGCCUUCCAUGUAUUGGACCUCAACAAGGUCCUAGACCUCUUCUCAUCGUGGCGCCGCGCGCUCCCCGACGUGCGCCCCUACUACGCCGUCAAGUGCAACCCCGAGCCGGCGAUUCUCGGCGCGCUCGCCGCGCUCGGCGCGGGAUUCGACUGCGCCAGCCGCGCCGAGAUCGAGGCCGUGCUCCGUCUCGGAGUUCAGCCCAGCAGCAUCGUCUACGCCAACCCCUGCAAGCCCGAGCCACACCUCGAGUACGCCGCGGAGGUCGGCGUCAACCUCGCCACCUACGACUCCGAGGAGGAGGUAGCCAAGGUCAAGCGCUGCCACCCCAAGUGCGAGCUCCUGCUCCGCCUCAAGGGCCCCGACGGCGCCGAGGCCAAGUACAACCUGGGGACCAAGUACGGCGCGCACGCCGAUGAGGUGGUGCCGCUCCUGCGCGCCGCCCAGCGUGCGGGGAUUAACGUGGCCGGCGUCUCCUUCCACGUCGGGAGUGGCGUGUCCCGCGUGGACGUGUACCGCGGGGCAAUCGAGGCCGCGCGCGCGGCGUUCGACGAGGCCGUCGCCGUCGGCAUGCCUCCCAUGCGCGUCCUCGACAUUGGCGGCGGAUUCACAGCGGGUGCUACAUUCGGCGAAGCCGUGGCGGUCAUCAACGAUGCGCUACUGCAUUACUUCGGCGAUCUGCCGUGCGUGGAGGUGAUCGGCGAGCCCGGGCGGUACUUCGCCGAGACAGCGUUCACGCUCGCCGCGCGCGUCAUCGGGAAGCGCACGCGCGGUGAGGUGCGCGAGUAUUGGAUCGACGAUGGGCUCUACGGCUCGCUGAACUGCAUACUCAUGGACCAGUACGAUCCGCGUCCGAGACCGCUGGCCAGCCCGCGCCCCGGCGAGAAGACGCACACGUCUACGGUAUUCGGGCCGACGUGCGACUCGCAAGACAGAAUGGUGACCGAACACCAGCUGCCGGAGAUAAGUGUGGGCGAUUGGCUCAUCUUCGACGACAUGGGCGCCUACAGCACAGCUGCCGGCUCCAAGUUCAACGGGUUCGACACGUCGGAGAUAAAGAUCUACGUGGCGUACUCCAGCUGA
Messenger RNA from Miscanthus lutarioriparius, 1236 nucleotides. Lineage: Eukaryota; Viridiplantae; Streptophyta; Magnoliopsida; Poales; Poaceae. The record is from the annotation of a GenBank genome assembly.